Messenger RNA from Phytomonas sp. Hart1, 903 nucleotides. NCBI's taxonomy places the organism in Eukaryota, Euglenozoa, Kinetoplastea, Trypanosomatida, Trypanosomatidae. The record is from the annotation of a GenBank genome assembly.
GGGGAUAAUAAUUAAAAAGGAAACUUUCUAAAACUAGACUGAUAGUGAAUUGCCCCCCCAAAAAAAAAAAAAUGCUGCGACGCUGCUGGGUCACCCUUCACGUCCAGUCCCAUCAGAAGAAGCGGGGGCAGGACCCGAACGCGGGCACACGCUACGGCCGCGUGUACAAUCGCGGGUUUAUUCGGUACGGCUUUGGGGGUUUUGGGAUGUCCGUCUACACACCAAAAAAGGACCGCCGCUUUAGAAUCCAGCCUGUCCCGCAGGCCCCUACGGCGCCGUUCUCGGACGAGGACGGCUUAUCGCCAACAACGCGGACGCUUUCGCCGAAUUUUCGCAUGUUCGCGUUGGAUGACGGUGGGGUGUUGGUUUCGCAUCCCUCUCAUCAGCAAAUCAUGAAGUGGAAUCAAGGUGUACUGAACGAGUCGUGCAAGGAGACAGGGACGACUUCCAUGGAUAGUUAUAUCAACUCCCGAAUUCAGGCUAUCAUUGCAAACAACACCAUCGAGAACACCUCCCUUAGUCAGUGGCGGAGGACACAUAUGUGGAAUCUGAUCAAAGCUCACGGCCGUCUACAACGUCGGUGGGGGACCCCUGAGUAUGUGAAGGGGGUGCGAAGCACACUGUACAAUCUAAACUAAAGUUUACGGAGGACAAAGAGGAAGAGCAUUUAUUAUUUGAAAAUAGGGUACCCUUAGAUAGUCUGAUUCACCAAUAUUGAGUAUGUGCGUAGUGGGCUCACUGAAGGAUGGACAUAACUAACACACUUAAACAUCGAAAAUAGUGAAAAGAGGGUGUCUAUGCUUCGGUUUAAUAUUUGUUUAGGUGUUUUUUUCUUCUGUGUUGUAAAGGGGAGGAAUGUAUUCUUCUCCUUUUGAAUGGGAUUCGUCUUGAUGAAGUUUCUUU